Molecule: messenger RNA, 975 nt
Organism: Purpureocillium takamizusanense
Lineage: Eukaryota; Fungi; Ascomycota; Sordariomycetes; Hypocreales; Ophiocordycipitaceae
Product: Maleylacetoacetate isomerase
Exons: 1
Coding region: 235-918 (227 amino acids)
Biological process (GO): glutathione metabolic process; L-phenylalanine catabolic process
Cellular component (GO): cytoplasm; mitochondrion
Molecular function (GO): glutathione transferase activity; maleylacetoacetate isomerase activity
Source: RefSeq, a predicted model, not a curated record
AAACAAGAUCCCAGGCCACAGCUAUGGCUACUGGCGGAGGUGCAUACGACGUCAGGCUCAUCAGGUCUGUUUGACCACGGAAGGGCGUACAUACAACCGUACUUUUUUCAAGGUUGGGAGAGACGAUUCAAGAGCCAGUUUGACACAGCCGUGGGUUUCGCUCCGUUGAACCUCCUCAUCCUUCUUCAUUGAUUCCCAGCGCCGCGACUUCAAUAUAGCCCUGACUCCGUCGCCAUGUCCGACUACACCCUGUACAGCUACUACCGCUCCUCGUGCUCCGCACGCCUGCGCAUCGCGCUCAAUCUCAAAGGCAUCGACUACGAGCUCGUCCCCGUCAACCUCCUCAAGGACGAGCAGCUUUCCGAAUCGCACCGGGCGCUCAACCCGUCCGCCACGGUGCCGCUCCUCGUCGUGCGCAGCGGCGACGACAAGACGGGGUUCAAGAUUGGGCAAUCCGUCGCCGCUCUCGAGUAUAUCGACGAGGUGGCGCACCAGGAGGGGGCCUCGUCGCUUCUGCCGCCCGCCAGGGACGCGCGCGGCCGGGCUAUUGUGCGCACGCUCGCGCAGAUCAUCUCGGCGGACACGCAGCCCGUGACGAACCUACGCAUCAUGAGGCGCGUGCGCGCGCUGGGUGGCAGCGCCGAGGACUGGAACAAGGAGCUCAUGACGGAGGGGCUGCGCGCGUAUGAGGCCGUCGCGCAGGACCACGCGGGGAGAUAUUCGUUUGGCGACAGCCUCACAAUCGCGGAUGCUUGCCUCAUGCCGGCGGUUUGGAAUGCCGAGCGGUUCGGUGUCGACGUCAAGGGGCUUUUCCCUACAAUCGCCAAGGUCGCGGCCGUCUUGGAGGAGCACCCAGCUGUCAAGAAGGCUCAUUACUUUAGGCAGCCCGACACGCCCGAUAACCUGCGCAUCGACUAGGGGCUAGAUCGCACAAUAGUAAUGAAUAGUAAUACGGGGCGAGGGUAUGAUUUCAAG